GGUACAGUUUUUUUGGUUCGCCAGUCUGUACAGUCCCUUCUCCCGCUUCAGUAUUACCAUAGUCUGUAAUAACAUAAACAUACUGGAAUCUGAAAUGUGAAAUCACCCUCGGCAAUGAAUCUUUUCCCAAAUCAAUGAACACUUGAUUGCCAUCAUUGAACACAAUAUAAAGCAUAAUGGUGUGUAACUACCUUGAACUUGUCUUUAAUUAAUAGAUGAUUAUGGUGAAAAAAGGGGAAGGAAACUGACUUCCACAUAACUCUCACCGUUUCUUAAUCCCCUUGCAACAAUGGUGGGGACUCGUUGCAACCUCCACCGAUUGUUUGCAGCGUUGCUCCUGAUCUCGUCGAUGUCCUUGGUAUUCCUGGUCAACAACUUCCACGACCUCGUCCUCGAGGUGAGACAAGGCCCGAACCUCCAACGCAGCAACACGGGAGGUCAAGAUCACAGCGAGAACGAGGCUGCGAAGGAAUCCCUUUCUGACGCGGAGGAGGCCCUCAUGGGGGCGUAUAGUGAAAAGGACCAGAAGAAGCUUGGACAAACCCACGGGCAGGGGGAGGUAAAAAUACAGGUCCUGCAGCCUCCGAAACCACAGGCGAAAGUCCUAGAACCACCUGCAAAAGCCUUAGAACGACCGACGAAAGUCCUAGAACCACUGCAGUCACAAGCACAACUUCUCGCGCCUCCAGAACCUCCUCUUCCGAUGCCAAAGAACGCUCAAGAGCCUCCAGAAGGCAAACCAGAAUCUCCUAAGACGUCAGAGAAAACCCUCAAGCCACCGGGACCGCCAAAGCAAAGUUCCGAAAAGCCAUCGAACUCCAGAGUACUCGGACCCCGGCAGACGAGCGCCCCCAAGCCAGCCACGCCGAAGCUAAAAGCCGAAGCGGAGUGGGUUAAUAAGUCCGCCAACUGUCUUCCUCUGCCAAGGAAAGUCCACAUUGCCCCGAUCCCUCAGGAAGACUGCAGUGAACCCCACGUGGUCAUGCACGCGGGAGGCCAACUGGGCAACAAGAUGUGUCAGUAUAUAAGUCUGUAUCUCCUUCGACAUGUCUUCGGCGUAAGAGUAUCCAUCACGCCCCGCAUGAAGGAAGUCCUGUCCUGGUACUUCGUCAACGUGACUCUGCCGAUCCAGGACCCCGAGUGCUUCACCAAGGACACCCUCAGGAUCACCUUCAACGACUUGUACCUCCUGCUGCAGGCCAGGGCGUCGGCGAGGUCGUCAGGUAGCGGCGGGGUCGUCCAAACGCGCCUCAUGGACAGGUCGUACUACAUCUACCACCACCCUUGCCCCCGGGACGUCAUCAUGGCCCACAGGAACCUCGUCAGGAGCGUCCUGGCGUUUAAGGAGGAGGUCCUGACGCAGACGAGGACCAACCUGCAGGAGGCCCUCGGCAGGAUCCGGUGGCCCUUCCCCCGAGGCAACACCACCGUUGUCACCGUCCACGUGAGGCGGCGAGACUACACGGCCUACAUCCUCAAGCACUACAACCUGACGCAGCUCGACGAGGCCUACUUCAGGAGGGCGUUUCAGCACUUCCGCGACAGAGUGGUGAAUCCUGUGUUCGUGGUUGUGAGUGACGACCAUUCGUGGUGUCAGAAAGUGCUGGAAAGUGCUGAUGUUGUGGUUGCUGGAAGUCAGAAGAACCCUGUGAACGACAUCGCCCUCCUGUCCCUGGGCGACCACACCAUCAUCAGCUACGGCACCUUCAGUUUCAUGGGGGCGAUUCUGGCCCGAGGACACAUCGCCCACCCUGUUAAUAACAACGACAAGUAUUCUCAUUACGACUGCGUGGACGACCCGGCCAUUCUGCCGAUCGACAGGGAUGCGGACGAUUCCCCUGGUCCUGUGAGGAGCGAAUAGAAGGCAUAGGAUAGGUGGCUGUAAGGGUCGGAAUUGUGUGUGUUGUAUGGAGGUGAUGUGUUUCAAACUUCUGUUGGCGACUUGAUGAGUUAUUUAAUGUUUUUGAUAUCUCUGUUUUCUUUGUAGUAGGAAAUAAAAGCAGCCGCUUGUAUGUGUAUACCGAUGGUGUUGAUGUUAAUGUAAGUUCGCUUUGUAUAUCAUGUCC
Messenger RNA from Penaeus monodon (black tiger shrimp), 2066 nucleotides. RefSeq names its product galactoside alpha-(1,2)-fucosyltransferase 1-like. Gene Ontology annotation, molecular function: galactoside 2-alpha-L-fucosyltransferase activity. The transcript is spliced from 6 exons. The coding region runs from base 290 to 1861 and encodes 523 amino acids. Gene Ontology annotation, biological process: carbohydrate metabolic process. Gene Ontology annotation, cellular component: membrane. The record is from RefSeq and is a predicted model, not a curated record. NCBI's taxonomy places the organism in Eukaryota, Metazoa, Arthropoda, Malacostraca, Decapoda, Penaeidae.